UUCAGCCCCGACUUGUCCUUUUCUCUGCUCAGUGUGACCAUAGCUUGGGUCAGAGGAACAUGAAGUCCAACACAAUCCAACUGACAAGGAUGGACUAUGCCAUGAAGUCUCUCAGCCUUCUCUACCCCAAGUCACUGUCCAGGCAAGUGGCCGUGAGCACUGCAGUGGUAACCCAACGGCUGGUGUCGAAGCCCAGCCGGGAGGCCCCCAGGGCAAAGCCCUGCCGCGUUAGCACGGCAGAUCGGAAGGUUCGCAAAGGCAUCAUGGCCUACAGCCUUGAGGACCUCCUGAGCAAGGCCCAGGACAUCCUGAGGCUUAAAGACAAGCCCUUCUCCCUGGUGCUGGAGGAAGACGGCACGAUCGUGGAGACGGAAGAAUACUUCCAAGCCCUAGCGAGAGAUACUGUGUUCAUGGUCCUGCAGAAGGGGCAGAAGUGGAAGUCACUAUCAGAACAGUGCAAGAAGAGACCCCAGCUGUCCCUUUCCCAGAAGCCGGCUAAGAAGAUCGACGUGGCCCAGGUCACUUUUGACCUGUACAAGUUGAACCCUCAGGACUUCAUCGGCUGCUUGAACGUGAAGGCGACCCUCUAUGACACAUACUCACUUUCCUACGACCUGCACUGCUACAGGGCCAAGCGCAUAGUGAAGGAAAUGCUUCGCUGGGCCCUCUUCAGCAUGCAGGCCACAGGCCACAUGCUGCUUGGCACCUCCAGUUACAUGCAGCAGUUCCUGGAUGCCACUGAGGAAGAACAGCCUUCCAAGGCCAAGACCUCCUCCUCCCUCCUCCCCUCCUGUCUGAAGAUGCUGCAGUGAAGACCCACGUUCCCAGAGGCCUUCCCCAGCCAAGGAUGUGCCUGCACUCUGCUAGUAGCUCCCACAAGCCUGGCAGCUGAAGAGCUUCUCACCUGCCCGCACCUCGCUCACAGCACAGCACCAAGGAAACCACGGGAAGGGCUGGAGCCCUGGGGUGGCCUGGCAUGGCCCCUUCCCUUCUGUCUCAGGUAGCUUAGAGGACCUGUCUUGCCCUCUCUCCUCACGUGCUUGCCUAGGUGCCGCCCACUCUCUGGCAUUGCCUCCUGCCCUGCGCAUGCUCAUUGUGCAGGACACGUUGCUACGGCGGCGUCCGUUAUACCUUGGCCUCAGUCAAGACAACAAAAUGAACCGCAUGCCACAGUGACAGCGAGGUCUUUGGUUAUGGUGCCAGAGUGCUUCACACUCUGUAGUAGAAAAAAGGAAGGGAGAAUCGGGGUCCUCUUGCCUGGAGUUCCAACCGUUACUCCCGCCUACCCCCCCCCCAAGCUGUGUAUGAUCUUGGGGGAUGCUACAGGAUAUAAGAGGUGGCUGUCAUUGACGCAGAUUUUGGGGGUCCUUACUUGUGCUAGGGAGGGACUUCCGGGUAAUGCAGAUGAUUGUUGUCACCCAGGCCGCUCCUGUAAGUAACCCAGUAAGCUCACCGGUUCACCAAGCUGGACUUGGAGGGAAUCGUGGCGUUGCCUGUCACUGGUGCUCUUUCUGGGCUAAUGGGUGUAGUUCAUGUUCUCCGGGGAAAAGUCAGACAAUUCCCCCCCUUCCCCUCUUGUUCUCACUUUCCACUAAUGUACAGUAUUAGAAUCUGCAGUAAAUUAUUUAUGCUGAAA
Messenger RNA from Psammomys obesus (fat sand rat), 1636 nucleotides. It is a transcript of the gene Cidec, whose product is annotated as cell death inducing DFFA like effector c. NCBI's taxonomy places the organism in Eukaryota, Metazoa, Chordata, Mammalia, Rodentia, Muridae. The transcript is spliced from 6 exons. Gene Ontology annotation, biological process: regulation of apoptotic process; apoptotic process. The record is from RefSeq and is a predicted model, not a curated record. Bases 60 to 812 code for a protein of 250 amino acids.